CUAUACUUGAUUGCUUAAUCUGUUGUUAGAAAGGGUUUACAAAGAAAGGCUCUCACAACACUUCCUGCCCACACAGGUCUUAGCAUGGAUGAGACCCGCAGUAGCUCGAGACCGGCAUCCUCCCAAUGCCAUUCCCCUCCUGUGAGCCCCUGGAGAAACAUGGUGGAAUAUUUCAAGAAUCUUGUUAAGAACUCGAUAUCUCAGAAGUUUCGCCAUUGGGUAAAGGACUACUGCAAAAGGAAUGGAUUGCUCACCUUGUCUGUGUUGGCCGUGAUAUCAGGUUGUGUGGUGGGGUUCACAUUAAGAAGCUUGAACUUGUCAACACAGGCAAAAAUCUACUUUUCUUUUCCUGGAGAACUUCUCAUGAGAAUGCUGAAAAUGUUAAUUCUUCCUCUCAUCACAUCCAGUUUAAUGUCUGGCUUGUCUGCAAUGGACACCAAGGCCAGUGGACGCCUGGGCCUUCUCACCAUCACAUACUAUCUAUGGACUACCUUCAUUGCUGUAAUUGUUGGAAUUAUUCUAGUGCUUAUCAUUCAUCCUGGAACUGGUACUGAGAAAGAAGGGCAUAAAGCUGCAGGAGGGCCAGUGAUGACAUCUGCUGAUGCCCUACUUGAUUUGAUCAGGAACAUGAUCCCAUCCAAUCUGAUUGAGGCCACAUUUCAGCAGUAUAAGACAGAGCUUGUGCCUAAUUUUAAAAACAGUGCGAAAUCAUCACAAGCCAACUUUGUUUACAUCAUGCCAGACUACGACAACCCCAGAAUGGGUCACCCAGUGUUUCUGGAACUCACGCCUCCUCCUGAGAUUCACUACAAGAUCGUUCCAGGGAAAAGUAAUGGGAUGAAUGUGCUAGGAAUCGUCAUUUUCUCAGCCACUAUGGGUCUUCUGCUUGGUAGAAUGGGAUCCAGAGGCACUCCUUUAGUGAACGUGUGUCUAUGUAUCAAUGAGUGUGUCAUGAAGAUCAUUAAUGCUGCUAUGUGGUACUUCCCAUUUGGAAUCGUAUUUCUGGUUGCUGGAAAGAUCCUGGACAUGCAUGAUCCUGCGGUCCUUGCAGAAAAGCUGGGGAUGUACUUCAUAACUGUCCUGGCAGGGCUGUUCGUCCAUGGUGUGAUUUUGCUACCAAUGUUCUUCUUCCUGUUCACCAGGAAAAACCCCUUCAGCUACAUCCGUGGCCUCCUUCAGGCUCUGGUUAUCGCUUUGGCAACUUCAUCCAGUUCAGCUACUCUGCCCAUUACAAUGAAGUGUUUGCUGGAAAACUGCCGUGUGGAUCGGAAAAUAGCUCGAUUUGUGCUUCCUGUUGGUGCCACCAUUAAUAUGGAUGGCACAGCGCUUUAUGAGGCAGUGGCAGCCAUCUUCAUCGCACAGGUCAACGAGUAUGAGCUAGACUUUGGACAACUUGUUACAAUCAGUAUCACAGCUACAGCAGCAAGUAUUGGAGCAGCUGGAAUUCCUCAGGCUGGUCUUGUUACCAUGGUUAUUGUUCUUACCUCAGUAGGUUUGCCUCCAGAUGACAUCUCACUCAUUGUUGCCAUUGACUGGAUCUUGGAUCGAUUUCGAACAAUGAUCAACGUACUUGGAGAUGCUUUAGCGGCAGGAAUCAUGGCUCACGUGUGCAAAAAGGACUUUCAGAAAGACAUCCCAUCAACAGCCAACUCAGAGAGAAGAGAUACUAUGAUAUCCUUUGGAAACCAAAGUGUGCAGAGUUUUCCCACUUCUGAGGUUCCACUACUGGCCAACAGGGACUACAUCUUAGAGGUUAUUGGGGAUCAGGUGAUUGAGAAGCCGACUGCCUGUUACAACCUCUGCCAAGUCUAACUUUGACUGGCGUUACCAAGCAGGAACAGAAGUUGCCUUUACCUCACAAAAAACCUUCCCCCCUUUUCUUUCCUUUGUUACACACUUGUGCCAUUCUGUUUUUACAUGAGAUAAUACUCUCACCUAAAGUC
Messenger RNA from Myxocyprinus asiaticus (Chinese sucker), 1943 nucleotides. Its product is annotated as excitatory amino acid transporter 5-like. The record is from RefSeq and is a predicted model, not a curated record. The coding region runs from base 85 to 1812 and encodes 575 amino acids. Gene Ontology annotation, biological process: L-glutamate transmembrane transport. Gene Ontology annotation, cellular component: plasma membrane. Gene Ontology annotation, molecular function: L-glutamate transmembrane transporter activity; glutamate:sodium symporter activity; neutral L-amino acid transmembrane transporter activity. Lineage: Eukaryota; Metazoa; Chordata; Actinopteri; Cypriniformes; Catostomidae. The transcript is spliced from 11 exons.